Messenger RNA from Recurvomyces mirabilis, 1443 nucleotides. RefSeq lists its product as uncharacterized. Gene Ontology annotation, biological process: transmembrane transport. Lineage: Eukaryota; Fungi; Ascomycota; Dothideomycetes; Mycosphaerellales; Teratosphaeriaceae. The transcript has 6 exons. The record is from RefSeq and is a predicted model, not a curated record. Gene Ontology annotation, cellular component: membrane. Gene Ontology annotation, molecular function: transmembrane transporter activity. Bases 1 to 1443 code for a protein of 480 amino acids.
AUGGCCACACAAGCCAAAUUCACACCCGAUGAUGCUGUGGUCGACAAGACCAGCCCUUCGGACGAGAUGGGUGUUCCAGAUGGAUUCGACAGUGUGCAAGAAGGUCUGGCCCUGUUCUCAGAUGGCUACAACGCCCAGAUCAUCGGCUACAUGAAUCCACUGUUCUCGGUACUCUACGCGCAGGGCAUGUCGAAGACCAUCAAAACGAGACUGUCCAACUCCUACCUGAUUGGAGAGAUCUUCGGCAUGCUGACUUUCGGCUUCGUCAUCGACAAGAUUGGCCGUAGAACCGGGAUCGUCUUCGCUACCCUAUUCCUCGUGCUAGGUGUCGUUCUUGCAACAGCUGCCCAUGGCAAAACUCAACUCGGCAUGUUCUGGAUGAUGAUCGUUGCUCGAGGAAUUGCUGGAUUUGGCGCUGGGGGUGAAUAUCCAACUUGUGCAGCUGGUAGCACCGAGGCAGCAGACGAGAGCCAGUACGUUCGCAAAAGACGUGGCAUCCUAGUAGCUCUCUCGACGGACUUCUCCAUUGACUUGGGUUUCGUUGGGGCUGGUAUCGUGGCCUUGAUCGUGAUCGCGGCUUAUAAUAACCACAUCUCGAGCGGUAUCUGGCGAAUCUGCUUUGGUCUUGGUUUCGUCUUGCCGCUCAUUUUGUUCCUCUUCCGGGUUCGCAUGAUUGAGUCUACCCAGUACCGCAAGCACGCCAUCAAGAAGCAGAUCCCAUAUAUGCUUGUCCUUAAGCGCUAUUGGAAGCCAAUGCUGGGCACCUCUUUGGCCUGGUUCUUUUAUGACUUCGUGACAUAUCCAUUCGGUAUUUUCUCUUCUACGAUCAUCAGUCAGCUCAACCCGAACGACAGUCUGGUUCAGAACAUCGGAUAUGGAACAGUCGUAAACUGCUUCUAUCUCCCAGGCUGUAUCGUUGGUGGGCUGCUGAUGGACCUUAUUGGCCGCAAACAGACCAUGACCCUUGGGUUCGCCUGCUGGGCUGUACUUGGAUUCAUCCUCGGAGGUGCUCUAGGCCCGAUCCAGAGCAUCUUCCCACUGUUCGUUGUACUUUAUGGCAUAUUCAAUGCCUUUGGCGAGAUGGGUCCCGGGGUCGCGACUUUCCUCUGUGGUGCGGAGAGCUUUCCUACGCCGCUACGGGGCCACUUCCUUGGGCUUGCUGCCGCGGUCGGUAAGGCUGGCGCAGCUAUCGGUACGGAAGUAUUCACACCAAUUCAAGACAGCUUUGACAGCGACCAGAAAGGCGUCCAGGCUGUGUUUCUCAUUGGUGCGGCGUUUGCGGCUGUUGGAGGUAUCAUCGCAUGGACCUUGAUCCCGAAUCGUGAGCGAGAUCUCGAAGGCGAGGACGUACGAUUCCGGGAAUAUCUGGCCGAGCAUGGGUAUACUACCGAUUUUGGUGAGAGCCUUGAGAAGGAGCUCAAGACAACGUCUUUCAAGGCGUGA